Messenger RNA from Fraxinus pennsylvanica, 966 nucleotides. NCBI's taxonomy places the organism in Eukaryota, Viridiplantae, Streptophyta, Magnoliopsida, Lamiales, Oleaceae. The record is from the annotation of a GenBank genome assembly.
AUGCCGCAACAUAAGACUAAGACUAACGAUGUUCCAAUACAUGCUGCACAACUUAUCCCUGAGCAAACAGUUCUAAGUUCUGCCAUCGGGUUUUCAUUACCACACUGUAUAUCUGAGUUUCCAACUGCACAAGAUUUUGGUGUUCUCUUUGUUCUAAAAGGCAGUUCAAAAAGGGAUUGUUAUGCAAUGUUGGAGUAUGAAUGGGCGAAACCAUCAACAAUAAUGCUUUCCAGUGAAGGGGCUGUUCAAGAAUCGAACCAGAACCAGAACCAGAACCGUCAGAUUUUUUACCCUUACUCAGUCUCCCAAACCGCCGCUGAAACGGCUACUUUUUUUAACCCUAAUCCCCAUUUCAUCACCACUGCCACUUCUCACCACCAGCACCCAUUUCAUCAUACAGAAACCCUAAAUAGUAACACCCAACUGACUAAUCUGUAUGACCCAAGCGUUUAUGGCAACUCGUCAGCUUCAUCCUAUCCAGCGGAGGCUUCAAUGCUCAGAAUUGAACCGGAUGGUCCGACCGGGUACAAGUUGAUGCCAAAGAGUGAACUGGUGGUUGGUGGGGUCGAUUUUAAUUCUAAUGCUAGUAGAAUUGGGCUGAAUUUGGGUGGGAGGACUUAUUUUGCUUCGUCUGAGGAUGAUUCUGUGAACCGGCUCUACCGUCGGUUCAGAGCAGUCGAGCCUGGUCUGGUGAACUCCCUUAGGUGCCAAGCUGAUGGAUGCAGAGCUAACCUCGCCCACGCCAAGCACUACCACCGCCGCCACAAGGUGUGUGAGUUCCACUCCAAGGCCUCCACGGUCGUCACCGCCGGGUUGACUCAGCGAUUCUGCCAACAAUGCAGCAGAUUCCAUACGCUGUCGGAAUUCGAUAAUGGGAAGAGAAGCUGCCGGAAAAGGCUGGCUGACCAUAACCGCCGGAGGCGAAAAUCCCAGCAGUCAAUCCAAGAACUUAUUAACAAGUCUUAG